This is a messenger RNA of Blepharisma stoltei, 4257 nucleotides long. NCBI's taxonomy places the organism in Eukaryota, Ciliophora, Heterotrichea, Heterotrichida, Blepharismidae. The record is from the annotation of a GenBank genome assembly.
AUGACUGUCUUAGAGCAUGCACAUGCACAAGAUUUCACAGUAAAUUCAACACCCUAUCGAAAACUAAAAAAAUUCUCAUACAGCAUUUUAAGCCAACUUUUUGUGGCAAAAUACAGCUCUAAGCCUCAGUUAAAACAUCAAGCGAUUUUAGAAGCAAUUUUGAAUUUAAUUUUAACCCUACAAAUAGUUUCGCUAGCUUGAUAUCCAGACCUAAAUAUCUCCAAUUGGUCAACCUUUCUAUCAUUUUUAAGGAUUUUAGGAUAUAUAAGCUAUGAUUCUAUUUGUGCCGAUUUAGGUAUAAUGAAUUUAUGUUUUGGAGCAACGGCAUUCGCGAUAUAUGCUGAGUUUGUUUUCUUAUUUAUUUUUGGAAUUUUUGCUUAUUUGAACAAAAACCUUCCAAAAAUCCUCACUUUUAUCCCGAUAAAAAUAGCCCAUAUUUUUACAUCAAUAGGAAUUAUACCAAGUUUCAUGAUAAUGCUUAUGGUUUUUAAAUAUUCCAUAAUUAAUGCGGAAUAUAUAGAAGAAUAUGACAAUGGAAUUAGCGCUAAAGAUUUUAAUUACGGGACCUUUGGGAUAGUUUUUUCCUUAUUUUCUAUGAUUUUGCUGCUUUGUAUCAAUUUUCUUUAUGAAUUUUUUAUAUGUGACAUGAAGCAUUCUCACCAUAAUUUAAAUAUAAAAGCCAGGUCUUCAUCGGAAUUGGAUUUGCAAAGAAAAGCCUUUUAUAUCGUCAUGUGCAUUUUUUACGUUUCAUUUGGAAAAGAUAACGUGUCAGGUUUACAAAUAUCUGCAUUUAUUAUUAGUUUUGGGCUGAUGGUAAAAAGUAUUUACGUUUUGCAAUAUUUUAAUGUGGUCGAGAAUUGUAUACAAAUUUAUAAAAUGGCAGCGAUUUCGAUGACUUUGCUAAUAUUUUUAUUUGGAGAAAUCUUGGAUAACACAAAAAUUAUCAUAGUUUUUAAUAUUAUUUUGCAGCCAAUUGUAGCGUAUUUUACUAUAAAAUUUGUAGCUUAUAAAUAUAAGAAGCUUAAAGAAAAUUCUGAAAAUCCGAGAAAUCAGUUUGAGUUUGAAAGAAAAUUCAGACAUUUAUUUACAAGAAGCCAUGAUCUUGACGCAGAUAAAUCUUUGAAUUUAUUUACGGAUUAUUGGAAUGCUAGACAAUUUAAGAAAAACAAGCUAUUUUUAAUAUGAGAGUUUGAUGUAUGUAUUUCAAUAAUUAUAAUCAAAAUAUGGCGGCUCAGCCUGGCUGUCAAGAUUUUGCUAGCCCAGAAAUAGAUAGUUAUGCUAGUAAUUAGUAGUAGUAAGUUUAGGGCCUAGCUUAGUCUGCCUUUCAGGAUCUUGAUUUUAUCUCGAGGGAAAGGAAAGCUUGGAGUUGAAAAGGGAAGCCUAGCAAAGACUGCCUUGCUUAUUAGCAGCUCCCUAGAGUUAAACAGAAGUUGCGCCCUGGGCUACAAGUUUGCCUUUUUCUGAGAGUUGGCUAGAUAUUUUCAUGUAGCAACCCUCGUCCGGUGUACGGCACGGUGACCCAGCCCGCUUUACGAGCCUUAGGCUGAGAGGAGUCAACGCCCUGGAGAGGCAGAGGCAGGCCCAACGAAGCAAGGUGGAAAAACGCACCCGCAGGUGCUACCAGGAUUUUCUCAAUAAUCUAGCUUAAUAUAAUCUAUUUCAAUACUUAAAGAUGAAAGACUUGCAAGGGUAAAAUUUUCAAAAAUUUCAAAAGCAGAAUUUUCAUUAGAAGGAGACAUCCAAGAAUGAAAAAUUUUUACUUGGCUUAAGAACGGGGAUCGCCACAAGUUUUCAGACACCAGCUUUAUGGAGUUUUUGCUGAAAUUUAGCAAAAUUAAAAAGAAGGAUGAAGCAAUUUGCAACAUCUUAAUACAGCUCUGCAACGAAUUUAAUUCCAGACAGCCAAGGAUAAAAAAAUUGAUAAAUUUAGUUUAUAAGACUGGGGACAAUAUUGGCAAUAUUACUGAAAACUAUAAAAAACUUACCGAAAAGUAUAAAAGUGCUGAAUCAUAUGACCACUAUGCCAGUUUUCUUGAAAAUAUUGUAAGUAACAUAGAAGAGGCCAAUUUAAUCCAUAGGAAGAAAAAUGUGUUAAAUAUUAAUAAUUUUCAUGGGGAAUACCAAAACCUUGAAAAUUAUGGAAAAGAUGUUGGAGUGCUUCUUGUUUCCUGCUCGGAAGAAGCUUUUGGGACGAUUUGCUAUAUAAAUGACAAGGCUUCCCAGAUAUUGAAAACUUCAAUAGUAAAUGCUUUAGGAAUUCCUUUAGCAAAUUUUAUUCCACAUCCUUUCGGCCGCUUGCAUGACAUGUUGAUGAAAAACUUUUUAAAAGAAUCUACAAGGGUAGAUAUCCCUUCACACAGAACCUUGUGUUUACAAGCAAAUGACGGGUUUUUAAUAGAGUGUUAUACAAUGAUAUGCUUUUUACUAUUAAUUUUCAAUAAAAUUAUUGCAAGCCUUCAGAAUAUAGAAAUUAAUAUAAAAUGAUAUAAAUUUAACCGCAUUUUAUGACUCGGCUUAUUUUUUGGUAUCGUUUAAGCCUCGAUCGACAACUAGACAAGUUGCCAUAAUUUCUGAAGAAAAUAUCAUAAUAAAUAGUUCAGAAUUCUUUGGACACUAUUUAGGCAGCACUGCAAAAAAUUUGCGAAAUAUCCCUCUUUCUGAUAUUAUUCCAAGAAUUUAUAUCACGAAAAUGCAAGACUAUGAGCCCGUAGUCCGUAAUGUUAACAACCAGUGUCUUGCACUGGUCCGUAUCAAAAAAAUAAUAAAAACGGUAUCUUUUUAUUUUUUAAUUGUAGUUCACAAUGAUGACGAAAUUCGCCGGUGGCAGCUAGGUGAGGACGAAGACCAGCUACAGAAUUUUUAUAUUGAAAAUGCCAAUAAUUCAGCCCAAUAUAAAAGUUUGGGAAAUUUAAAUAGCUUUAUAUUAUCUAGCUACGAAACUUCGCCAAAAAAGCACGAUAAAGAAACUGAUACUUUGGCUCAAAAUUCGUUUUUGCCACUAUCAGAAGAGAAAAAAUCAGAAAAUCAAUUCGAAAGUACGUCCAAGCGUUCUUCAUCAAGAAGUAGCAGUAAUAUUAACUCAAAUCACGCCAAGAAAUUAUUAUUUUUAUCAAAAAGAAAAAUACAUAAAAAUGGUGACGACAGACCACCCGACCUCUCGACCCUAUUUCCUCAACAGCAGCAGGCAACGGCCCAGUGUUGCGGAUUUAGGUGGAAAGGGCCGGUAAUCCUUUAUGUAUUAUCGGGCUGGGUUUUCUUUGAGCCCGAGGAGCUAAUUCUCGGACUUGGAGUUUUUCCCCCAGGAAAACCAUUGGAAAGGGCAAGGUCGGCCAUUGUCUGAAGGGCAAUAUGACCCUCAGACCCCGCAGACGGUAUUUGCCUAACGAGAAACUGGGAGUUUCGACCCAGGUGGUUGGUCCUUAGACUCCAGAAGCCAUGGAAGUCAAGACUGGUCGCGCGAAUCCCUUGUUUGAGGCAACAAGGAGGGUGUCCGCCGAGGCUCCUCAGGGGCGAUGAGCGUGUAGGGGUGCAAAUCCCCGGCCCUGCAAGGCAAACGGCUUAAUCUAAUCUAAUCAAAAAGAAAAAUAUGGAUGCUUCAAUGAGCUUUAUUGAUCGUCGUAAGAAAAAAUUAGAUCUUUACAGUAAUUAUCACAAUGGUGGCGGUUCUUUCAUAUAUAAUUUCAGAUGUUUCCCAUACUUCGAAAAUGAGCUCUUUAGGAGAUCUUGGGAAACUUUUAUAUGAUUAUGAGACUAUUACAGACUGGUCUAGGACAAUUGAUAAGCAAGUAAAAGCAAAUAGCACGUCGACACAAGCUCAAAAAGUUAUCAACAUAAAUUAUUUUCUCAGUAUUGUAAGCGAUUUAGAAGUCAUCCAAAAUGUGCUUUUGGAUCAUUUCAGAGACUGAAGCUUUUGUGAUAGCUCAAAAAUUAUUUCUAAACUCGCCCCUCGUGAGCGUAAAAAUCAUUUGAAAAAUUUUUAUUUUUUGGAUAAAAACCCACCCUGAGUAAGCUAAAAAACAAUUUUAUAUAAAUAAUAAGGAUAAUAAAAUCUUUAGCUAUUUCUGUUGAAUUUUUUCAAUAUUAAAGCAUAAAUUUUGAAAAGAAAAAAAAAUAAAAAAUUGUUAACCCUUCGCUCCCUAAGGGAGGAGUAAAGAGAUUAUUCCAACUUGGAAUUUUAACACAAAUACCCCAACAAUUGAAAAAGUAAAUCUUUAUAAUGGAAUUAGUAACUUUAUCGCUGAAGUAAGCUAUAUUUAG